Molecule: messenger RNA, 4310 nt
Organism: Boleophthalmus pectinirostris (great blue-spotted mudskipper)
Lineage: Eukaryota; Metazoa; Chordata; Actinopteri; Gobiiformes; Gobiidae
Gene: wdr6
Product: WD repeat domain 6
Exons: 6
Coding region: 287-4231 (1314 amino acids)
Biological process (GO): tRNA methylation
Cellular component (GO): cytoplasm
Molecular function (GO): protein binding
Source: RefSeq, a predicted model, not a curated record
UGCGACAAGCAGCAGUGAAAACAUGUGAAGCUCUGGACUUUGGCGACAGAUUUGAUAUUUUAUUGAUUUUAAAGCUUUGACAACUUCUGUUAUGAUUCAGACGAGAUUGAUCAAAUAUAGACAUUCCCCGUAUACGUUGAGAUGGGAAUAUUCUGCCUUUAGGGCUGUUAAAAUGUCAGACCAAGCGGUGGCUGUUAGCAUGUGUGGCUAACUUGGCAUCUGUUUUCAAGUGAAGUUUUAUCUUAAAGUUUUUAUUUCUGAUUGAAAACUAAAGUCAGUAUCACAAAUGGAGACUGCAGCUUUGGUUGCUCCUGUCACAGCUCUGGAGUUUAUUGAAAACGAGUUUUUGCUCUCUGGUGAGGGUCCAGUGUUGACAGUUUACAGUCUUCAUCCUUCUCCCAAAAACUGUUCUUCCCUGAGCGUCCUCCAGCACCAGAGAAUCCACGGGAUACGACCAAAAGAACGGCAGCAAGAACAAGAUGCAAAAACACCACAGCAAGAAAAGCCUGGACCAGACGAGUCUUUUUACGACUUGGCAGUGUUUGGAGGCAAAGCUGUACGUCUCAUCCGUCUCCACCGAUCGGACCCUCUUCAUUUAGAAAACAUUCACCCCAUUAUUGAGCUCCACGACUGGAUUCUAGAUGUCCGCUGGAUGUCCGGAGACCCAGGCCCACUCCUUUGCGUCGCCUUAGCCCAUAACAGUGCUCUUCUCCUGGACACUGAUUCAGAAACUAUCCUCUACCGGCGAUCAUGCUCCGAAGGCUGUCUUCUUUACUCUGCCCUAGUUUUAGCUCACAAAUCUUGGUCUGAUACUGUGCUUAUCGGAGGAACUGUUUUUAAUCAACUCGUUAUUUGGAAACCAGGAGAGGUAGCGGAAAAUGUUGAAUCAAAACCCCCUGUGGAACGGCGUCUUUUGGGUCACAGCGGAGUCAUUUUUGACAUUUCAUAUUCGGAAAAAGAGGGAGUUCUUGCUUCCGCUUCGGACGAUCGAAGUGUCAGAAUUUGGCAAGUUGGGAAAUUAGGAGGAAAGGGAGGACACUGUGGUGAAGAGAAUCCAGUUUGUUUACACGUUUUGUACGGACAUCAGGCUAGAGUUUUUUCUGUAAGGCUUUUGAAUUCCAAAGUUUUCAGCGCCGGAGAAGAUGGAGCUUGCUUGAUGUGGGAUAACGGUCAGGUUGUGCAAACGCUGAAAGGGCAUAGAGCUGGAGGUGUACGCUCUUUGGCAGUCAGUUCAGAAAGCUGUGAAAAAGCUAUUUGGGUGACAUCAGGUGGAGCAGAUGGAGGAGUGAGACUGUGGAAGCUCGGAGUAAAGCAAGACCAAACGGAAGACAAUGAAGAGAAUUUAAAAGAUCUGAAGUUUCCCGUGGACAAAAUAGACGCAAAAGAGUUGAAGAAGCAAAAAGUUAAACAACAAGACAAGAGUUUGAGGUCAGAAAACAUGAAAACGCAACAUGAAGCUCACUAUUUAAAGUUAGAAAAAGAAGAACCUGCACUUCAAAUGGAUGAUCCUGAAACUGGAAAUAUGGUAAAUAAAAUGGAAGUGACAAUGGACAACCUUAAACUCAGUGAAACUUUUGUGGAGAAGCAAGACCAAAGCCAUCUUGAAACCGAACAAGUUUUCCAAAAACAUGAUAAAAGCGAUUUAAAUGAUGAAAUGGAUGCAAAAACAACAAUUGAAAAGUCCACUGUCGACACACACUUUGUUGGCGUUGGCGUCCCUAAAGUAAUUUGCGCAUUAGAUUCUGAAAACUCAACAUGGAGCGAUUGUAGAUUCCUCGUUUGCACAGAUAAAGGAGGCGUCUAUGAAUAUACAAACGCAAAAUGGGACCUAGUUUGGCAAGGACCACCUGAAUUUCAAUCCUACUGCGUUAUGGAAGUAGUUAGCGUCAAAAACAAAGACUCACUCACUCAUUUGUGCGCUGUGGCGAAUAUUCACGGAUCAGUGCAGGUUUUUUCUAUCGCAAAUCCAAAAAGUGGAGUGCGCUUGGUUGCGGGAAAUGGGAAAAUUCAUAGUUUAAUCUGGCGAAAAGGAAGCGUAGAUGGAUUCGCUUGGUUGCUGGCUUCUGGAAGUGAUGGUCUUGUUCAUCGCUGGUGGAUAGAAGUUACAAAAAGUGAAAAUGUUCAAUUAAAAGUGGUAGAAUUGGCGAGUUUUGAGCUGCCAAAAUGUAGUAAAAGAUGGUUAACAGCGGCUAUAAGAGUUCAUUUGGGAGAAGAUAUCGGCUGGGUUUGUGGAGACAGAAGAGGGUCACUACUUUUGUUCCAAGAAAGGGAAAAUACAAAGAGCAGAGUGGACGAAAUAGAUCUUCUAGAGAAAAAUCUUGCUAAUGAAGUAAACCAAGAACCAGAGGAAGAAAUUCAAGAAGCCAGUACGCUAAAUCAAGAUACAAACAAAGGCAGACCUACGCUAAAACUAACUCCAGUGAGUGCUUUGUUCAGUGUCCAUGGUAAACAAGGGGUGACUUCAGUUUUUGAGCAUUCAGGUCUUUUUUACAGUACAGGACGCGACGGAUGUGUGAGGAUUUUUCAUUCAAAAGUGUCCGAAACUCAAGAAUAUGUCCUGGAGGUUUUAAGAGUUCAACGGGCUUGUAAAGGAAUGGAGUGGCUUGAAAAAAUACUGAUUCUGGAGACAAAAGUUGGACAGGAAGUUGAGAUUUUGGCUGAGGAAAAGGAAGAAUCGACUGAAACGAAUCACGUGUGUUUAAAAAAUAUCGACGCUACAAAACAGAGUGUCCAAGAAGUACGCUUUGCAAUUGUAGGUUUUCACGGCAACCAUUUUGUCGUGUGGGACCCUGUUCGUCAAGAAAAAUUAUUGUCAGUUCUGUGUGGGGGUGGGCAUCGAUCUUGGAGUCUUUGGACGGACGAAAAAGGACACUGGACGGGAAAUGGAGCUCUAGUUUUUAUCAAACAAGGCGCAGUUUUGGCGUCGGAAAAAACGGUGAAGGAAGCCAAUGGGAAAAUUGGUUGGAGUCUACGAGAAGGGAUACACGGAAGAGGGAUUGGGUGUGUUCACAGGUUAGGACGGAUUAUGAGUCAAAGAAAUGCAUGCUGGGACAUUGUUGUGACUGGCGGGGAAGAUACCAGCGUCACCGUUUUGGCGUUGAACCCCAAAAAAGGCGAAAUGAAAGUUCUAGCAGUUCUGACGGAUCAUAUAUCGAGUGUGAGGGCGUUGACGGCGGUGGCGAACCAAGACGGCGACAGGGCGGGUUUGUCGGCGCUCGUGGUGUCCGCAGGCGGGCGGGCUCAGAUGCAGUGUUACCGCCUCCUGAUUGGCUGCGGUGAUCGGGGGGAGGCUCCUUCCUGUCAGGUGAUCCAGGUGGCAGCGCACCGAUUGGACGAGCAGUGGGAGAGGAAGAGGAACAGACACAAGAUGGUCAAGAUGGAUCCAGAAACGAGAUACAUGUCGAUGGCCGUUUUGGAGCAGACCCCAGACUCUUUGACUCUCGCUUUGGCCUGUAGCGAUGGAGCCGUCAGACUCUUCUCUGUGAGUGAAGUGAAGCGCCGCAUUGAGUUGUUGUGGGAGAGUUUCCAUCAUCAGCGCUGUGUGCUCAGUGUCGCCACCUGCUGUUUACAGGACGCACAAGGGAACAGGCAUCAGCUGCUGUUUUCCGCUGCUACAGACGGACAGAUUGCUGUGUGGGAUUUUCCCUCGUUCUCAUCGUCCGAUCAGAAUCCCUCUUCACCCAUAUUCACUGUUUCUGCACAUCAGAGCGGCGUCAACUCUUUGGACAUUUCCCCAAUCAAACUUAAUGACUUUUAUCACAUAACUAUCGCAAGUGGAGGAGAUGACGGCCAACUGGCUGUUUCUCAAAUCAAAAUCCAGAUCGUUGAUAAUUCAGAUCCACAAAAUCAGCUUUUUAUCAGUCUGGUGAACCAAUAUCACAUCCCACUGGCUCACGCUGCUCCUUUAACCUCUCUGAAGCUACUAAAGGAGAAUCAAAUUGUUUCUACAUCUUGCGAUCAGAGAGUCUGUCUGUGGAGAAUUGGCAGUUCAGGGAUCGGCCACCAGAGGGCAGUAUGUUCCCAUGUGGCAGACGCGGCAGCUCUGGCAGUUUGGGAAGAGGAACGCGACUGGGAAAGUGGGUCAAGUGCUGAGGUGGUGUUUGGAGAUGGAGACGACUCAGGAAAUAAAAACGGAGGAGAGGUUUAUACAGAGAAAAGAGACACUGGAGGGACAGAGGAGGGAUAUGUUUUGAUUUGUGGACAAGGUUUACAGCUCAUACACGUGCUCUAGUCUAGUGUGCAAGACUGUCCUCUGAGACUCUUCACUUUGUAAAUUUAUCUUGAUUUUCAUACUUUUUAAUAAAGAUAAU